This is a messenger RNA of Chanos chanos (milkfish), 1138 nucleotides long. RefSeq names its product caveolin 1 (gene cav1). Bases 149 to 694 code for a protein of 181 amino acids. Lineage: Eukaryota; Metazoa; Chordata; Actinopteri; Gonorynchiformes; Chanidae. The record is from RefSeq and is a predicted model, not a curated record. Gene Ontology annotation, cellular component: sarcolemma; Golgi apparatus; cytoplasmic vesicle. The transcript has 3 exons. Gene Ontology annotation, biological process: negative regulation of endothelial cell proliferation; caveola assembly; cell differentiation. Gene Ontology annotation, molecular function: transmembrane transporter binding; molecular adaptor activity; protein kinase binding.
AACUUGAAAGGACAGGGUUUGGUAAUACCAGUCUCUCUAAAGGACUCCGAGUCGUACGCAGUCCCCACGCCUCCCACAUAGCUUCCUCUACAAAGUUAUUGUGUCUCUUCGACAAACUAAUCUGAUAGCACUUCAGGCGCGGGACAGCAUGACUGGCGGACUCAAGGACGGGGAAACAGACGAGGAAUUUAUUCAUUCACCGUUCAUUAGGAAACAGGGGAAUAUAUAUAAACCAAAUAACAAGAUUAUGGAUAACGACAGUAUCAACGAAAAAAACAUGCAGGAUGUCCACACUAAGGAAAUCGACCUUGUAAAUCGGGACCCAAAACACAUAAAUGACGAUGUGGUAAAGGUUGACUUUGAGGAAGUGAUUGCCGAGCCGGCGGGAACCUACAGUUUUGACGGCGUGUGGAAAGCCAGUUUCACCACGUUCACGGUGACCAAGUACUGGUGCUACCGCCUGCUGACGGCACUGGUGGGCAUCCCCCUGGCGUUGGUGUGGGGCAUCUUCUUCGCCAUCCUCUCCUUCAUACACAUCUGGGCGGUGGUGCCGUGUAUCAAGAGCUACCUGAUCGAGAUUCAGUGCGUCAGCCGUGUCUACUCCAUCUGCAUACACACCUUCUGCGACCCCUUGUUUGAGGCCAUGGGCAAGUGUUUCAGCAGCAUUCGCAUCUCCACCACCAAGGAGGUGUAGUAGUGGGUGGAGGAGAGGAGGAAAUGGGUGUGCGGGUUGGGCCGUGGGGCGGGGGCGGGGGCGGGGGCAGGGGUGGGGGUGGGCGGCGAUGGUGGAGUGAAAACCAAAAUCUGGAAUGAGGGAAAAAAAUGCAUCCUCCACAUUCCAUGAGACAGGAUGAAACGAGGAGGACAAACACACAGUUUUGAAGGCCACACAUGGGUUAGUCUUCACUCCUCUUUGUACCCUCUUGUCAUCAUCCACCAGCCUGGGGUUCAGCACUGGGGCGGCAGCAUGUAUGACAAGAGCUUAGAGAUCUUUUUGUUUUUUUUUAUUCUUUAAAUUUUUUUUUUUAAGUCUUAGGGUUUAUCACUGCAGGAAUACCGUAUCAACCUCCCCCAGGUUUUUUUUUUGUUUAUGUGUUUGUUUUGUUUUUGGGUUUUUUUUUGCCUGCUUGGACAAGGC